AUGCCUACCUGGCUCGUCCACGGCUUUCGCUGGCCGCGUCCUCUUAUUCGAAUCCACAUCAUUCUGCAGAAUCUCGACGAUGCUGCUUCGGAAUGGGUCAUGGCGCCCGCAACCGCCUCUGCUCUCUCCGAAAACUUUCACUCGCUGUAUCCUGAAAUGAUGGCGAACCUCCCUUCCUUGCGCUUCAUCGAACAGUACGAUCCAAAUGACUUGACCUCAAAGUCCCAGCCAUUCGCCUACGUUUGCGAUCAAGUCCACGAAGUACAACUCGGUGUGGAUGUGGAUGAAGUACGAGGGAAAGGUGUCGCGAGUGAUACCUGGGGCGCAGUGGUUGAUUUGAGAGACAAGAUUGCCCCAGGGGCGAAGGUGGCUUGGUUCGUGGUGGUCAAUGGGGAUGUGGAGCGAUGGGCUCCCGCGCCUGUGGGGAUUCUGGAAGGAAGUUCUAAUGGAAGUCAACUCAGCCCGGUUAGUGGAGGGAGUAGUGUUGCGAGGGAAGAGGUGGACGAUGAUAGUGACCAGACCAAGCGCCAAUCAAAAGGUUUCAAGAAGUGGUUUGGAAGUACUAGGGCCAAGCGAUCUAAAAGGUAG
Molecule: messenger RNA, 588 nt
Organism: Lindgomyces ingoldianus
Lineage: Eukaryota; Fungi; Ascomycota; Dothideomycetes; Pleosporales; Lindgomycetaceae
Exons: 2
Coding region: 1-588 (195 amino acids)
Source: RefSeq, a predicted model, not a curated record